Molecule: messenger RNA, 1969 nt
Organism: Asterias rubens (European starfish)
Lineage: Eukaryota; Metazoa; Echinodermata; Asteroidea; Forcipulatida; Asteriidae
Product: protein SPATA45 homolog
Exons: 2
Coding region: 197-475 (92 amino acids)
Source: RefSeq, a predicted model, not a curated record
AUUCACAACAAAACAAUUUUCAGACUGUUUCCAAAAGAAGAGAUAAGUUGACCAGAGCUCCAGAGAAAGAGCAAGACACUAACUCAACUGACUACAAUCAGCAUUCAAAAUACAGGGUCACGUAAGUUCUCUGUGUUUCUCGUCCGGACCGGCAUUUUACAUUUUAAACCUGUUUCUCGAUCACUGACUUCACGAAAUGUCCGGAAACUCUGCAGCAAAAGGUGGCGGCGGUGAGCCAAGCAUGCACGAGGUGAACAUGCAGCGAGAGUCCUGGUGUACGGUAGAGAUGAACAGUCGACAGGACUGGUGCCGUGCAGAACGGAAACACAACAAAGACGCUUUCAAAAGUUCUGCAUUCAGUGAGGACCAGACCCCGGACAGUGAGUCCAGGUGCACAUUCAAAGUCAACGAUAAAACACAUCGAGAAAGGAGACACUACCCGAAUAAGUCGUAUUACAGUCAUCUAGAAAUUUAACUACACUUUUGGCAGAAGUUAUAAGUGGGCUGUGUGCAAACGUCACGUUUUAUCCGUUCGUCAUUAUUAAGCCCCUAUGAUAGGCUUCCAGUAUCUCAUCGGAUUUGAACCUUAUUCAAACAUCAGUAUUACACCAGGAAUUCAACAAUCAGCGUCACACAAUGGAGCAAAGACAUGAAAACUGCAGAUCGUCUUAACUAUUAAACACCGGGAAAAGGUACAAUUUGGCUGAUCAAGAAUUUUCUAUUAUGUCUUAAUAGCAGAUUCUGGAAUUAACUUCCUUUGAGUAUACUCUCCUGGAGAUACUCCUAUAUAGAAUGCAAAUUUUGUGCGUAUUCCAACAUUGGGAAACGUUUCAAUGUUUGUUUUCUUUUCGCAUUGAAGGAAUGUGCAAGGAACCUAUAGGGCCUAAGUGGUCCCAAAAAUGUUUGAAUCCUGGCAAGACUUGCACGGUCUAUUUACACCAAUCAUCACAAACAAAUAGUUUCCUAAUUGUAAGUUUAUGUAGUCUCAAUCAUACCCAAACCUUUAACAUCCAAGUGCCUGUUUUAAAAAAUUUUGUUCUGGAUUGAGGACUGCACUACAAAACUGAUGCUGCGGGAUCAGUCGUUGAUUUUACCAAACUCUUCCUAAAUCCCGAUUCAUUCUUCAUGCGAAUGCGAAGUGAAUGUUGACGUCACCAAAUUCGCAACGAAUUUCGCAGCAGUUCAGCUCUGGGCAACUCACUUGUGAAUAUCGUUGUGAAAGGAUAGUUGUGAAGUAAAAUUCGCUUCGCAUUCGCAGGAAGUAUGAAGCUGGCUUAACUUGGGAUUAAUCUUAAGACUUUGGACAUGUUCAGUUUCUUAUCCGAAGACGUUAGGACGCAUUGAACUAAGUUAGGACAGGUUACUCAUCCCAACUCAAGAUAGGAUUAAUCCUUACAUUUCGUUAAAUCGGCUGCAGGUCAGUUGUGGUGUUGGAUUUUGUUGGAGUUGGGUCGGGGAAGGAUCAUAGUAGAUCACUCAAUGGACAGUUUAUAGGUUUGAGAUAAUGGAGAGUUUAAUGAACUCUUUGCAAACUUUUGUUGGGUCGAUGCCACCAAAGCCAGUAUUUUAUUUUACAACUAACUUCACAGUCAGUUUUAUACUUUUAACAAUUACAUUUUGUACUUUUUCAAAAUAUUACUUUACUCAUUUCUUACUUUUAAACUCAUUUAGUGCACAGCACACACUUUUGUUUCUAUUAAAUGCACUCAUAUUCAUUCUAUGCAAAUAAAGCAACAAUUUUUAUUUUCGCACUUUAUGUUCUCAAAAAUCGUUUUCUAGUGUUCUACAUAAAUUCUUUUUAUAUCAUUCAUUCACUUAUAUGGUUUAUACAAAAAUUGCGAUUAAGUUCUGUGUAAUGUUUUUACCAAGUGGAAAUUUUGCUUUGGUAUGUAUUUGUACUGUUUUAUUUUUGUUGCUGAUUAUUAUUAACUAUUAAAGACACUGGACACUAUUGGUUAUUGUCAAAGAC